CACGCGUGCAUACACACGAAACGCCCACCCGCCCACUCUUUUCCAGUCUCCCCCUUUUUCCUUUCUGACAGUCAACAGGAAGACUGCCGAGCUUGCCAAAAAGACAAGGGGGAGAGAGAGAGAGAGAGAGAGAGAGAGAGAGAGAGAGAGAGAGAGAGAGAGAGAGAGAGAGAGAGUACAAGAAACAAUCUCCAAACUUCAGGUUGCUUCUCUCAGCAAGAACAAGACAAAAAGAGGCCAGAGACCUGCUGCAUGUAAGAGGGAGACAAAAAACAUCAAGAAUUUGCAAGCAGGGAUAAGAAACCCCAAAACCUCCCCGAUGUCUAACAAGCGUCCCAAGCCGGAAAAAACAGAAAAGCCAAAAAUGGCGCAACGACUGAGCCGCGAUCUGACCUGCUCAAUCUGCCUGGAUUUAUUUAAACAACCCGUGUCGCUCCCUUGCGAUCACACGUUCUGCCAGUCCUGCAUUACCAACUACUGGAGCGGCAGUGGAUGCGUGCGCGCACCCGGCCAACCUGGCACGGGUACAUCCGGCUCGUGCCCUCAAUGCCGCAAAGUUUUCCCCGGUCAGAGUUACCGGCCCAACCGCAUAGUGGCCAACAUCGUUGAGAGCUACAGCCGGGAGAUCGAGGAGGAGAGCGAGACCACCGCGAGCAGCACGCCGAGCUCCGCACCGCGUUGCGCGCGACACCGCGAGGAACUAAAGCUGUACUGCGAGGAGGAGCACGAGCUCGUGUGCCUCGUCUGUGCCGUAUCUCAAGAGCAUCGGUCUCACGUGCUGGUGUGUGUGGACGAGGCAGAGCAGAAAUACAGGAAGUCACUGAGCAGCUCGGCCACGGCACUUCAGGCAGAACUGAACACGGCACUGGAGUGCGAGAGAGAGACUGAGGAUGAGGUGAAGAAACUGAAGGAACACACUGCAGACCUCAAGCAGCGUAUUGAGGCUCAGUUUAGUGACCUCCACCAGUUCUUAUAUCAGGAGGAGAAACUGCUGCAGGUGAAGCUGAAGACAGAGGAGCGUCGGGAGCUGAUCCGCCUGGAUGAGCACAAAGCAUUGCUGUGUGUGGAGAUAUCACGACUACGGCGUGCUCUCUCUGAGAUCGAGGAAAAACUGAGAGAGCACGAUCCAUACACACUGCUGAAGAACAUAAAGACUCUCCUUCAAAGGCAGCCACACAAGUUUGAGAAAGCGUCGCUGACACCACCACAGCUGUGUGAGGGUCGGUUUGCUGGGCCGCUCCAGUACCGUGUCUGGAAAUCUCUUAAAGGAAGCCUCUAUCCAGUGCCUUCAGCCAUUACGUUCAACUCAAGCACAGCGAACCCUUGGCUGAGUGUGACCCCAUCACUCACCUGUGUGCGCUACCAGACCUUCAACAGCUCUGCACGUGACAACCCCCAGCGCUUCGAUGCUGCUCUGUCACUACUUGGCAGUCAAGGCUUCACCCAUGGAUGCCACUACUGGGAAAUUGAGGUGUCAAGCAGCGCUGUGUGGACGGUGGGCGUGGCACGAGAAUCUGUCGCCAGGAAAGGUGUGAUCAAAGCGCUGCCAACCAACGGGUUCUGGACUGUCUCUCUCUCCUAUGGUGUGCAAUAUAUGGCAGGGACAUGGCCUCCCACUGUCCUGUCCUUGCAUGAGCAGUUGGAGCGUAUUGGCGUGUACCUGGACUAUAAGAGAGGCCUUGUUUCAUUCUACAAUGCUGAGAGCAUGACGCACCUCUACACUUUCCACGACACCUUUAACGAGACGCUCUAUCCUUACUUCAACCUCGGCUUUCUAGAUAAAGUGCACGAGAAUGAGCCACUUAAAGUGUUCAUGCCCAAAAUCUGAGCCCGGACACUAAAAUGAGUGCAGUGCAGAGUUCAUUACCAAAGGAUGUUUGAUUGCAUCAGUUAUCAAAUCAUGCAUUCUUCUCAGUGUGAUAUUAUUCAGCAAUCCAUUGUUUAGUGGUUUCUUACUUUAACUGAAGCUUUCUGUUCACUUCUUAUUUUCUUAUUAGUCAUUUUAUUAAAUGGGCUAAAUGACUUGUACUUGUUCUAUCACCUGGAGAUUGCACAUUUAAAUCCCGAUGAAGUCACAGCCACACGUGUGUGGACGACAGAGGAAAAAAGUGUCCUUGCUCUUAGACAUACUUUCUCUGUUCUGUCAGUCAAAGAAACACUAGAAAUCAUGGGCAUCUGUAAGCUCAUGCAUGCAGAUGUUAACACUUCAUGCAGAUGAAGUCAGCUGCAUGUUAUGAAAACAUGCAGCUGACUUCAUGUAUCUACAGCUAGAGGAAGCACCUGAUCACCUUUACUCGUCCUGGUUUGUAUUUGUUGUGAGAUAAAUUAGAUGUGUGCAGUUGACUAAGACGAAAUUAUGGAGAAAAUUCUGGGGAAUCUUCAGGCACCUUUAUUGCUGAUUUGUCUACCUCUAUAACAAAAUCCACAAGAACAUGAAAACUGGAAGGAAACACGAAAUCUGAGUGGAGACUAAAUGUAAGGGAAAAACUGAAGUUGUGAGUGUAGACAAUAAGGUAUUGGUCCAAGAUUUUUACUAAAGGCAUUUCUUUAUUUUGUCAUGACUAAUUAUUAUAUUGGAAAAAUUUUUUUUCCAGAUGCCACAGGAAAUGGUGUCUCUAAAUGACAAUGCCCUUAGACCUCAUAGUAGACCAGGCUGGACCUGGUGUAGAUAUGGAUCUUUACAGUAAGCAUUUAUGCAUGAGGAAUCUGGAUUAUACACUAUAUAAGGUCAAAUGUUUGUGGACACCUGACCAUGAGACAUGUAUAUACCUCUUCCACAACAACCUUGGUAUAAUCUGAGCUCACAGGGGCAUUGUUAUGCUGGAACAGGCUUGGGCCACCUAGUUCCAGUGAAGGAAAUUCUAAAACAUUGUGUUCUUCUAACUUUGUGGCAACAAAGAACCACAUAUGGGUGUGAUGGUCAUGUGUCCACACACAAUUGGCCAAAGAGUAAGUAAGUCUAAAUUCAGAUGCAGUUUAUCUGAGCCUUAAGUUGUUUAAAGAUGCUUUAAAUGUUUGUAUAUGGACAUUUUAUAUGUUCAUAAAAUGUAAAUCCUUUAAAUGUUUAUCAUUUAGAUCUGUAUAGCGUAUAGUGUUCUAAAUGUAAUAUACAUAAUACACAUAACAUUGGGGUAUACUGGUAUACCAAUAUAUAAUGGCUAUGCAUUAGUAAUGUAUUUUUUUUUUUUUUGUAAAUAUCUGAUGUUUUAAAUGAUAAGCCAGUGAAUCUGUCCAGAGUUAUUCACUCUGGAGAGUUUUUAUGUAUUAAAAAAUGAAAAGGUUGCAGAUGCAGUUGACUUAAAUCAAGAGAUGUAUCCCAAAGAACUGUGAUCUCAUGUAAUAACCUCACAUCUUUAUUAAAAGUUAUGAAAGCAUCAGAGUGUUUCAUGAUAUCCUUUAAUCAGAGAUGAAUAAAUGUGUCAGCAUAUCUUAAUAAAUUGAUAUUAGAUUUUAUUGUCCUUUUACACUCGUGUAUUUAAGAGAAUAGCGCAUGCUCAGUACUACCACUAGGGGGCGGAAACAGCUCGAUUGAGGCACCAUGGCCCUUUACCCUGAAAAUAAUGGCAUGUUAAUGUUUGACCACCACGUGUUUCAGUGCUCUUUAGCAUAGAUUUUGAACCUAUGUUUUAAAUGUUGAAGACCUUUCUUCCAAAUGAUAUUCUCUCAGUUGCUUUGGAGAUGGUAGUAGAAAGCUCUGCAUAACAAACAAAGUGCUGUAAAUUCUUCCUUAAGUGGACAAAUAAAUUGGGAUAUGAUGAG
Messenger RNA from Tachysurus fulvidraco (yellow catfish), 3759 nucleotides. RefSeq names its product tripartite motif containing 69 (gene trim69). The transcript has 6 exons. The coding region runs from base 320 to 1828 and encodes 502 amino acids. Gene Ontology annotation, molecular function: zinc ion binding; protein binding. NCBI's taxonomy places the organism in Eukaryota, Metazoa, Chordata, Actinopteri, Siluriformes, Bagridae. The record is from RefSeq and is a predicted model, not a curated record.